This is a messenger RNA of Triticum aestivum (bread wheat), 932 nucleotides long. RefSeq names its product transcription factor HY5. Gene Ontology annotation, biological process: red or far-red light signaling pathway; regulation of photomorphogenesis; response to far red light. The transcript has 4 exons. Gene Ontology annotation, molecular function: DNA-binding transcription factor activity, RNA polymerase II-specific. Gene Ontology annotation, cellular component: nucleus. The record is from RefSeq and is a predicted model, not a curated record. Lineage: Eukaryota; Viridiplantae; Streptophyta; Magnoliopsida; Poales; Poaceae. Bases 97 to 597 code for a protein of 166 amino acids.
AGGAACAGCCAAUCAGAGAUCAAAUCAGAGAGGAGACAGAGAAACGUGCACACAACUGAUAAGAUCUCCCCGUGACAAGCGCAGGAGAGGGAAGAAAUGCAAGAUCAGACGGCCACCACGACGAGCUCGCCGCCUUCCAGCAGCGACAGGUCGUCCAGCUCCAACUCCAAGGAAGGGAUGGACAGUGACGACGACAUAGGGAGGGUGCCGGAGUUCCGGCUGGACCAGGGAGGACCAUCGACGUCGGGAAGGGAGGCAGCGGCCGCCGGGACGUCGUCCGAGCUCGCGCAGUCGGUGGCGGCGGCUGCCCAGGCCAGCUCCCGCCGCCGCGGCCGCAGCCCGGCCGACAAGGAACACCGGCGACUCAAAAGAUUGUUGAGGAACCGGGUGUCGGCGCAGCAGGCACGGGAGAGGAAGAAGGCAUACAUGGGCGAGCUGGAGGUGAAGGUGAAGGACUUGGAGACGAGAAACUCGGAGCUCGAGGAGAGGCUCUCGACGCUGCAGAAUGAGAACCAAAUGCUUAGACAGAUACUGAAAAACACCACCGGUAACAGGAGAGGACCGGGUAGCGGUGCCGGUGCCGGCGGGGACAGCUAGAGCCUGUAGUACCACCGUGCGACGUCUGGAGUUAUCUGCUACAGUAUGUACUUAAUUGUGAAAUGUAAUAACUUAGUGGCUAUAAUGGUGUCAGUUCCUUUGAUUAGUUUAGUGUGUUGUUUAAUUAGUAGUGGAGACAAAGCACCUAAAAAAUAUACCGCGCCUAUGUAUAAUCCUAUGCGAUUUGGACUGAAAUUGCUUAGUCUCAAGGAGUGAGGGGAGCCGGCCGGCACCACAUAAUGUACGGUGAAGGACCGGUCCCUGCCGUAUGUAUACACGUCAGACUUGUAUGUAUUGAUGAAGGUUGCGUAUAGUAUGUAUGAAGGUUGCGUAUA